AUGAAGUUCAAUCUCGGAGUCGGGUUCCUCCUCUUUGUCACUGGCACCUUUGCGGAUAUGGUGCCCGGAGACUACACGUGCUGGAACGGCAAAUGUGCUGGCAAAUGCGACCCGAUAGAUGGCGGGAGGGAUGGAACUGUCACCGACACCAUCAUCCAUCAUGGUGAUAACUGGUGUUACCUUCAAGCGGGCCGCGAUGAAAACAUGUUGAACGAGCCUAGGAAGUGCUCGCCUGCUUUGGGGUGUGCUCCCCCUCAGGAAGGCCAUGUUUUAUGUGUGACCAAGGAUUACGACGAAGGUCUUGGUGGAUGCACAAGCGAGAACUCCUAA
This is a messenger RNA of Aspergillus terreus NIH2624, 330 nucleotides long. RefSeq lists its product as uncharacterized. The record is from RefSeq and is a predicted model, not a curated record. NCBI's taxonomy places the organism in Eukaryota, Fungi, Ascomycota, Eurotiomycetes, Eurotiales, Aspergillaceae. The transcript is spliced from 2 exons. The coding region runs from base 1 to 330 and encodes 109 amino acids.